AUUGUUUAUUCAAAUGGUCAAACUGGCAGUCUUAUGGUUUUGGACAACGCAGUGUACACGUACGUCGUCGUAACAGUCUGCUUAAAGGCUGGUCUGCAGUACAAUUCUUGGACGGUCUUCUCCCACCUUGCAGUUUGGGGCAGCAUUUCCCUCUGGUUCCUCUUCCUUGCGGCCUAUGCACAUGUCUAUCCAAUCUUUCCGAUUGCCCCCGACAUGGUGGGAAUGGUGAGCUCUUGA
This is a messenger RNA of Dibothriocephalus latus, 237 nucleotides long. The record is from the annotation of a GenBank genome assembly. Lineage: Eukaryota; Metazoa; Platyhelminthes; Cestoda; Diphyllobothriidea; Diphyllobothriidae.